UCCAUUCAUUAAUCCCAGUUGUUAUGGAAUUAGGAGGUCCAAUUAAAAUGAUGGUGAACUGGAUGCAAUAUCACACAAGGCAGAAAUGCUGUUGUACUGAAGAUCAGCAUGCCUGUGAUUCAUAUGCAGGUCAUCACAAGUGAUUCAGUUUAGUUUUAAGUCUUAUUGUUGCCUUCCAAGCAUUUCCUGUUUUAAGUUAAAAUGUUUACACAGGCCCAGUGUUACUGUUUGCAUCUACACCGAUCAGGCAAAACAUUGACCACCUACCUAAUAUUGUGUUGGUGCUGCCAAAACAGCCCUGACCCGUCCUGCACUGUGUAUUCUGACCCCUUUCCAUUAGAACCAGCAUUAACUUCUUCAGCAGUUUGAGCAACAGUAGCUCGUCUGUUGGAUCGGAUCACACGGGCCAGUCUUCUCUCCCCACGUGCCUCAAUGAGCCUCGGCCGCCCAUGACCCUGUCACUGGUUCACCGCUGUUCCUUCUUUCGACCACUUUUGAUAGAUACUGACCACUGCAGACCGGGAACACCCCACAAGAGCUGCAGUUUUGGAGAUGCUCUGAUCCAGUGGUCUAGCCAACACAAUUUGGCCCUUCAUCAAUCUCAAAGCUCAAAUCCUUACACUUGUCCAUUUUUCCUGCUUCUAACGUCAAUUUUGAGGACAAAAUGUUGACUUGCUGCCUAAUAUAUCCCACACACUAACAGGGGCCAUGAUGAGGAGAUCAUCAGUCUUAUUCACUUCACCUGUCACUGCUCAUAAUGUUAUGCCUGAUCAGUGUAUGCUGCAACAGCCUCUGAGAAGGUACUGAUACUGAGAAGAAGCCCUAAAUAUAGAACCUUCAUCGGCAUGUUGUGCUCGGGUCAUGUUGUUCAUAUCUGAAUGGACAAAGAUGAUUGGUCCAAGGGAGAGUCAUAUGAUGUAAUCCACCAGCAAACCCACCAAUAGGAUUAAGCCUGAUGCACCUACAGUGAGAUUUACAGUCUUUUGCUGUGCUGUAAAUAAAACAAAAAGAAACCUUAGUCUGCAUGUAGGAAGGAGUGCACUGUACCGGAACCUGUUAACACGGACUGGGGGAGUAGCACAGGAACUGAGUGAUUUGGGAUCUUCGGCCCAGGCUUUCAUUUUUCACCUCGUUUUCUCCCUCUGUGUUUGUAUGUGACGUAUGUGAUGGGCCGAUACGUCACUGCAAAUCUGGGCACUACCUUUGGGCCACAGAGGUUGCAGUUACUGUACAGGAUAAGGAACCUCACUAGCAUCAGAGCUUUGUCUCACCUUGCUGAGACUUCCUGUCUCAUUAAACCCAACAAGUCAUACCUGAACUGGAGAAGUUCCCUCAAACGGGUAAGGCAGAGACCUCUGAGGACCACUAGUCUGAAACAUGAAGCUAAAUUAUACAAUGUCCAAGUUUCUCGCAUGUAUUCCGCUUCCAAUAAGGAGGCAUUUCAACCAGAGGCUCCAGUAAGGGUUUACUCUGACAGUAAAGAUAAUGUUCAGAUCCAGAGGAUGCAAGAAAGAUUCGGAGACUCUUUCAAGCAUUUGUCUCAACACAUCAAUAUGUAUUUUAAGCAGAAGGAGAUGUCUGGAUCUUGUGGUGCUGGUCAGGCUGUAUUUAUGUCUGCCCUGCAGAAGCCUUUUACUGGGGUGCAGAGACAAGCACAGACCCAAAAUACCAUUGAAGGUAAAGAGGUUGAAGAGCUUAAACAGGUGCAAAAUCCAUUCAUUAGCCAGUCUCAGGGAUCACCUUUGACUUCCCAAUAUCCAGGAUUACAGCUGUUUCAUAUGAGUUCUCUGGUGACCAGAUUUGGGGAGAGCUAUAACUAUUUAGCCAGUCAUAUAAACUCUGUUUUCUUGAAACACGUCUAUAAGGAGGUUCCAUCAUCUGAAAAUAUACUUGGAAGAAACAGGACAAUAUCUAAAAGAGUUGCCAAAAAUCAGAUCAAAGAAAAUACGUCUCAAGAAACCGGCCCGACUCGCUAUAAUGAAGCCACAGCAGAUGCUGAUGUUUGUAGCUCCUUGGAGGAAGGGUAUCUUCAUUUUGCUCGUCAUAUCAACCGAUACUUUGGUGCAAAAGUGACUGAUACUGUUAAGGAAUCACUACAUCGGCAAGACCAGGGCUCAGAAAGGCACACGAUGGUGUAUUCUAUGGACCAUCAGAAACGUUGUGCAGAAUCACAGGACAGUCUUCCUCUCCGUCCUAAAUCUCUUUUCCAUAUGAGUAACCUCACUACACACUUUGGGGAAAACUAUGCCUACAUGGCCACUCACAUCAAUCACUAUUUCAAAAGCUCUGCCGCUGCACAUGAGCAACUGGAGAGAGAUCCAUACAGUGGACAAUCUGGAAAUACUCUGGAGAAACAUCCAUCCUUAUUCCAAGGCCUUUUAAACCCCUUCGGCAUUCAAAGACUUGUAGGGAGCUACCUGGGACGGGCUUCUCGUAGUCCUACCACUGUGGACCCUGCCCUGGACAGUGUGGCAGUGAGAAGACAGCUGGCCGAGGACAGGACUCGAUUUCUACUGGGCAAUCUGGAGAAAUCUAGGGCACGUUCCUCCAUCAGCUCCUGUGUAGAAGAGUUGAACACUCACCUAAUUCUCAACCCAGCAUGCAAGAAUGUGGUGUGGCAGGAAAAAUCAGCGAUGCAUAUCCUGAAGCACCGCCGGCUGUUUUGGAAGGAUAAGAAACUUCAAGCUGCCUUUAGAGAAACUCUAGCCCUAAUCGGCUAUGUGGAUCCACUCAAAGGUUGGGGGAUACGUGUGCUGUCCAUCGAUGGUGGUGGCACCAGAGGGGUCGUUCCACUGCAGAUACUUAAACAGCUGGAGGUUCGGACAGGAAAACGGGUUUAUCAGCUCUUUGAUUAUGUGUGUGGAGUGAGCACAGGAGCUGUUUUGGCCUUCAUGUUGGCUCUGGCUCAUUUCUCGAUUGAGGAGUGUGAGGAAAUGUACAGACGUUUUGGCUCCGAUGUUUUCAGACAGAACCCUCUGGUGGGCACUGUAAAAAUGGGCUGGAGUCACUCAUACUACAACACAGAGACAUGGGAGAUGAUCCUGAAGGAGAAGAUAGGUGACCAGCUCCUUGUGAGAACAGCCAGAGAUGACCGGAGUCCUAAGGUGUCUGCAGUGAGUGCAGUAGUGAACUGGGGUACAAGUCCCAAACCCUUUAUAUUUAGAAACUAUAAUCACUCUCCAGGACGCCUCAGCCGUUACGCAGGGGGAUCUGGAUAUCAGCUCUGGCAAGCAGUACGAGCUUCUUCUGCUGCUCCAGGAUACUUCCAGGAGUUUCCCCUAUAUAACGACAUACAUCAGGAUGGAGGUAUCAUUCUGAACAAUCCCAGUGCCCUUGCUGUCCAUGAAAGCCGGCUACUCUGGCCCAAUCAGCAGUUCCAGUGCGUGCUGUCUCUAGGAACUGGUCGAUAUGAUAAUGCCAGAAGGGGGCCUGCCACAUCUACGAGUCUCAGAGCCAAAAUCAGCAACUUGAUCAGCAGUGCCACCGACACUGAGGGUGUACACACUUUGCUGGCGGAUCUGCUGGAGCCAAAUGUGUAUUUUCGCUUUAACCCAAUGCUGAGUGCUGAGGUCUCACUGGAUGAAAGCAGACCUGGUGCUCUGAAGCAACUUCAGCUGGACACUCAGCAGUAUUUAGAGAGGAACGAAGCCAAACUGAAACUGCUUUGCAGUGUACUGGGUGAAGAACGCACCACACUUGGGAAAACUCGGGACUGGAUCAGUGAGAAAGCCUGGCAGCUACAACAGCACUGGACAUGACUGGACAAAGGACAUGGGUUUAAACAGUCACUAAACUUUGCUCUCUUUACAUCUGUGCAAUAUUUAAAUGAAGUGGUAUCAAUGGUAAUGCUCCUUUAAUUCUUCCGUUGUGCAAUGAUGUCAUAUAAAAUGAACUAUUGUAAACUAUUGUAUUGUGGGUAUUAAGCUGUCACAAGGGGAAUGUGCAGUGGUGUAUGAUUUCAGGAUCUAAACAGAUUCACAUUACCUCAUUUAUGAAUUAGCUGAGUUAAUUCACGGUUUUGUCAUUUCCUGCAUACACUGACUUUAUUUUCUGACAUUUAUAUUAGGUAUUAAUUCCAUACAGGGUGAAUUACAUGCCAGAAACCUCAGUAGGUAGCAGCCAUUAAAGUUAACAGUGACCAUAGACCAUUGCACUGUAAGUUCUCUAAGUUGUGAGGUGGGGCCUCCAUGGAUCGGACUUGUUUGUCCAGCACAUCCCACAGAUGCUGGAUUGGAUUGAGAUCUGGGGAAUUUAGAGACCAUUCCUGAACCAUUUCUGCUUUGUGUCACGGCGCAUUAUCCUGCUGAAAGAGGCCACAGCCAUCAGGGAAUACCGUUUCCAUGAAAGGGUGUAGAUGGUCUGUAACAGUGAUUAGGUAGGUCGUACGUGUCACAGUAACAUCCACAUGGAUGGCAGGACACAAGGUUUCCCAGCAGAACAUUGACCAAAGCAGGACACUGCCCCCACUGGCUCGCCUUCUUCCCAUAGUGCAUCCUGGUGCCAUGUGUUCCCCAGGUAAGAGACCCACACGCACCCAGCCAUCCACGUGUAAAAGAAAACGUGAUUCAUCAGACUAGGCCACCUUCUUCCAUUGCUCCGUGGUCCAGUUUUGAUGCUCACGUGCCCAUUGUCGGUAUUUUCGGCGGUGCACAGGGAUCAGCAUGGGCACCCUGACUGGUCUGUGGCUAUGCGGCCCCAUACACAACAAACUGUGAUGCACUGUGUAUUCUGACCCCUUUCUAUCAGAACCAGCAUUAACUUCUUCAGCAAUCUGAGCAACAGUAGCUCGUCUGUUGGAUCGGACCACACGGGCCAGCCUUCGCUCCCCACGUGCAUCAAUAAGCCUUGGCCAUCCAUGACCCUGAGAUACAAAACAAAUAUUUUCUGAUGAUGUGAUGUGCAUACAUAUAGUGUAUAUAAGUAGUAUAUAGUGUGAUAUAAAAUAGUAUAGUAAGUAUAGUAUUAUAGUAUAUAGUGUGAUAUAAAAUAUUUUGAAUGUAUUAGUAAUUUCUUGAUUCUGAUCCAGGAAUGGCACAAGUUUGUGUGACUGUG
Messenger RNA from Hemibagrus wyckioides, 5052 nucleotides. RefSeq names its product calcium-independent phospholipase A2-gamma-like. The record is from RefSeq and is a predicted model, not a curated record. The transcript is spliced from 10 exons. NCBI's taxonomy places the organism in Eukaryota, Metazoa, Chordata, Actinopteri, Siluriformes, Bagridae. Gene Ontology annotation, biological process: arachidonate metabolic process. Bases 1167 to 3758 code for a protein of 863 amino acids. Gene Ontology annotation, cellular component: membrane.